Molecule: messenger RNA, 1235 nt
Organism: Papaver somniferum (opium poppy)
Lineage: Eukaryota; Viridiplantae; Streptophyta; Magnoliopsida; Ranunculales; Papaveraceae
Product: putative clathrin assembly protein At5g57200
Exons: 4
Coding region: 649-936 (95 amino acids)
Biological process (GO): clathrin coat assembly
Cellular component (GO): clathrin-coated vesicle
Molecular function (GO): clathrin binding; 1-phosphatidylinositol binding
Source: RefSeq, a predicted model, not a curated record
AAUGUUUUCAUCAACUAUAAACAGAAUCAAUGGCGAUCUCCGGUAUAAUUUCACGGUCGUAUUGCGGCGCUGGAACUGAUGAGAUGUACGUGAUAUCUAGAAAAUUUACAGUAAUCUCAAGGUGGCAUCUUUCCUUCAAGUCUGGUUUAGAGAAUAAAGAGAAGAAGGAGAAUUCAGAGAUGUGAAAAAUGAAGACUAAGGUUUUUAUUUUAUUUUUUCUUUUUAUCGAUGUUUUGAGUCAAUGGGGUUUGGAUUAAAGAAGGAGAAUAUGGUUUGAUCUCUCAAGUUAAAAGGAAAGAAUUUAGAGGAAGCAUCAGAAAUUCUAAUGGCAGAUUUGAAUCGAUUGAAAUGGAAAGAAAGAAGAAAGGAUUCAGAAAUUAUGAUGGCAACACCAGAUGGAGAGGGAUUGAGGUAUGCAUGGGAGGGGAGUGUAAAGAAUCAGGAGCUGCAGAAUUAUUAGGAGUUUGAGAAAAGGGUUAGUGGAGUUGAAGGUGGUAGUGUUGCUGUUGUUGGUUGUAAGUGUAGAGAUGGUCCUAUUGUUAGGGUACUGAAUCAGUGCUAUGGGAAAAGACAAGAACAGUGGAGGAAAUUGGUGCUGUUAAUGCUCUUUUAGGAUUAAUCAUUUGUGUACUGGAGUUGGUUUAGAAUAUGGUUUCUAAGUAUAAAAGAUGUUGGGAACACCUCUCUGCACUGCAACAACUACUAUACAGGCUUAUUGGUUGCCAGCUUGAAGGAGGAGCAUAUCAUAACUAUCUUAUUCAGCAUGCAGUUGCUCUGGUACUACUCGCAGUUCCAGUCGGGUGGUUAAUGUGCAAUGGUUGUCCCCUAAACAUGGUUACUCAAAUUUGGAAUGUGGAAAAGACAUAUACAGUGGAGGAAAUUGGUUUUGUUAAGGCUCCUCCAGGCUUAAUCAUUUUUGUAUUGAAGUUGGUUUAGAACAAGGUUUCUUAGUAGAGAAGAUCUUAGAACACCUCGCUGCACCGCAACAACUACUAUACCAGCUUAUUGGUUGGCAGCCUGAAGGUGGAGCAUAUCAUAAAUAUAUUCAGUGUGUGGUUGCUCUGGUUCUGGUUCGUGUACUAUCUAACCUGUCUAUAUUUCUUUAUCAUUGUUGUAUGUACUUAGAUUUUACGAGUACCAAAACAUUGAUAUUGAUAUGAAAACGAAUCCAUAUAUUUCCAUUGUAUGUUCUUUUUCUGACUGUUUGGUAUUACUUGUGAUGUAGAUAGUUGGCU